AUGGCCCCCAAGUUUGGUGUUGUUCAAGAAGACUAUUUCUAUGAUCUCGAAUGGACACUAGGUAUGGACACAUCCUUUAUAGACAUCUUGCUUGAUGAAAAAUCGAUUGGUGCAUUCGUCCCUCAUUCUUCGAAUGAGGAGUCCUUGGCUACAACCACAAAGAGGAUCAAUGCCUCUUUUGGUAAGAAUUUCACGGUUUCAUAUAUGAAGUAUUUUUUAGAAAUUCUGUUGAAAAAGCACAACACUUUUUCAACUCUAAUACGUAAGCAUGACGUUCGUUAUGACGAGGAAACAAACAUGCUGCACGCAUCAGACAAUACAUGGUAUGAAUUAUUUCGGUGGGAAGAAUUUACUCUGGCAUAUUUUGAGAAAGGAGAUCCAAGUUGGGCAGAUUUGAAAGCCUUGUUCCAUAUUGAGCAACCAUAUGUGCCUCCUGUUGAACUACACAUCAUUUCGGAUGACGAUGAGGGAGAUGUUGGAAAGAAUGUCCGUGUGCCGAAAAGAUCAACAACUAUGAUGGGUGUCGAAUCCAACAAUAAUAAAUUCCUGCAUAUAAAAUAA
Molecule: messenger RNA, 561 nt
Organism: Striga asiatica
Lineage: Eukaryota; Viridiplantae; Streptophyta; Magnoliopsida; Lamiales; Orobanchaceae
Source: the annotation of a GenBank genome assembly